This is a messenger RNA of Toxorhynchites rutilus septentrionalis, 1179 nucleotides long. Its product is annotated as GATA zinc finger domain-containing protein 4-like. Bases 1 to 1179 code for a protein of 392 amino acids. Gene Ontology annotation, molecular function: nucleic acid binding. Lineage: Eukaryota; Metazoa; Arthropoda; Insecta; Diptera; Culicidae. The transcript has 3 exons. The record is from RefSeq and is a predicted model, not a curated record.
AUGCUACCACCUCCACCGGAGUCCUGUCUCAGCCUAGCUGAGGAAUUGCGUGCGGAACUUACUCUUCCUGUCAAUCCCCCAUUUUACCCUCCAGAGAACUCAGGCUGGAGAAUUUUGGAUUCAGCAAGGAUAUGGAAACCAGAUUGGUCUGAGUAUGAUGCACGGCAACUCCGUAGAAUAAAACAACAACAAGAGUCAGAUAAAGCCAGAAAACGGCGUAAACAAAAUCGCCGAAACAACAAUAAUAAUAAUAACAGAUACUAUGAUAGCCCUAACAAUGGCAGCAGGAACAGAACCAAUUUCAACAAUCGUAGAAAUAACAACAACAACAACAACAACAACAACAACAACAACAGCAACAACAACAACAACAACAACAACAACAACAAUAAUAGGAACAAUCACAACAUCCGUAACAAUAACAACAACGACAACAACAAUAGCAACCGUAAUAACAACAGUAACAACAACCGUAACAAUAACACCAACAACAACAACAAUAACAGUAUCAACAACAACAACAACAACAACAACAACAACAACAACAACAACAACAACAACAACAACAACAACAACAACAACAACAACAACAACAACAACAAGAGCAAUCACAAUAACCGUAACAAUAACAACAACAACCACAGCCACAACAAUAAUCGAAACAACCCCAUCAGUAGCAGAAACAACAUCAAUAACAGAGAGUACGUUGACAAAAGCAACAACGAAGAAGAGGUUGAACAGCGCCAAACCGACAUCGCGCCGUACAAUGACCAAAAUGAUCGGCUGUGGGCGCCGACGUUGUCCAGCAUCCCUCCGUCCAAUAUAAACAUCCCACGGUCCAAAAACGCCGCGUCGGUGAUGGUUUGGUGGACCGUAUCCAGGCGUGAGAAGCUCCCACUGGUAUUUAUCGAGAAAAACGUGAAAAUCAACACCGCGUACUAUAAGACCGAGGUUCUGGGGAGGGUUGUGUCCUCGGCACUUCGGAACCUCUACGGGAAGGAUCAUUACGUCUUUCAACAGGACGGUGCAUCGGGCCACGCGGCGAAUAUAGUUCACGCGUGGUGUCGGGAGAAGUUGACUGAUUUUCUCGAUAAUACUUGGACCCUCCCAGCUCUCCGGACCUUAACCCCUGGACUUUUAUGUAUGGUCGUACAUGCUGACCAAGCAGAGCAAACAUAA